AGGUUGGUUUGCCCGCCUUCGUUAAGCCUGCGGCAGGGUCUGUUGUCUUUGGUGUGAGCAAAGUGAAGAGUCUGGAGGACUUGUAUCUCGCGCUGCUGGACCUCAAGGCAAUGGCAGAUAAAAAUCCCUACUUCAUACCAGCACCUGGUGCCGCAUUCUUUAGGGAUUUCUUUGAGCGGUACCUGGACGUGGAAAAGUACCCGCUCGCCCUGCGUGAUGUCGCCAUCGUAGAACCGUAUCUGGAUGCUGUGGCCGCAUUUACAGUUGACGGGUGCGUUGUGGACAAGAGGGUCGUGCAUUGGCCGAUAACUGACCAGACCCGUUUCGAUGAUCUGGACGCCAAGUUUACCACCUGCAUCUCUCCGAGCUCUGAACCGGAGGACGUGCAGGCGCGCAUGUAUGCGGUGUAUGACGGCGUCAUGGACAGGAUGAUUCGGUUGGGCUUCAACCACGGCUUCACCAACAUCGAGGUGUUCAAGAUGAAGGACGGACUGUUGAAGAUAUGUGAAGUGAAUGCACGGGGAUCGAAGCAACUCUCUAUCAUCUACAAGGCGAGCCACACCAACGUUACCCAGGACUAUGUGUACCUGACUGCUGGCCUCGGUAUCCGACCAGUCCUCCCUACGGAAACAGGGAGGUAUGGGAUAUCGUACCCUGUCCGGUUCCGCGUUCUGGACAGGCCGGGCAACUUGGUUGACUUUGACCAGAUCGAAAAGCUGAAGCAGGAUCCUGACGUCGCCUUCAGACUCACGGUGGCUGGUCCUGACGAUGACGUCACCAGUUUCGCCGGCAGCGCGGGAAAUCACUUCGUCUACCUGCACACUUACGGCGACACGCGGGAAGCCAUGAUCAGGAAGCUGGCUGACGCCAUAAAACUCCUCGUCAAGAAGCCAGAGUUACUGACUUACCCAAUACAUUAUGUGAUAUGAGAGUUAUCUCCAAGCAGAUGUACCCUCCUUGAUAAGACCAAUGCUUAUGUCAUUUAUAGUAGCCCUUUAAUGUGUGCCUUAAUUGAGAACACAUUUUCAGUCCUACUACUACUGUUACCAAUUACUAAUGCUAUUAACAAACGUUAUUGAUAUCAACUAUCCUACUUGAAAGAAAUGAAACAUGCUUUGAUACCUGUAUCAUUGUUACUUUUUGUCAAGUAUACAGAACCUGUAUUAUGUGUUUUCAUGCAAUAACCUUUCUUGUGAUAAAACCAUUUCUUGAGUUUAACAACACUUUCAAGAGUUACUCUAAGUUGGAAGUGGGAUCAGAUAACAAGUUUUUAGUCACCUUCCUAGUUAAGACGUCAAUAACUUAUGGAUCAUGCUAUAAAAAGUAUUGUCUGAAGACAACUACAUGAAUCAAUGAAGAAUCAUUUGCUGUUGCACAACCAUAGAUUUACUUUCGUGGUUCUUGGCGGCUCCCGUAGCAAUAAGUAACAAAAUGAUCCUAGAAGCACUAGCUAUACAGUCGCAGUACUACAUGCAUACCAACUUGACUCUGGGGUUUGUUAUUAGCAACUAGCUCUUUUCAUGGUAUGUUUUUAAACAAGAAAGCUUCUGAAAAAAGCUGGCUGGUGCGUAUUUUGGAAAAAGCCUGGAUGUUAAACAAAAUCACACGAAAAAAGAGUUUUUAAACAUCGAAUUACUGAAUUGGUCUUUCUUCUAUUAAAAAACACUACAUGAGAUUUGUCUAACAAAGAAAAAAAAUUAGCAAAUGGGGAACGAUCCUACAAUCUACCGAAGAAAGGUCCCGUGGUUUAGACCGCUCGGCCAUAGUGGCUCGAUUACGCAAUUGCACGUAUAGAAGGGCUAUUUGGUUAAAGUGAUUGAUACCAUGAUUGUAGCGAGGAUACAGCAGGGGGAAGUCUUCCAGUUUUUUCUGGGCGUUCGCUAAAAAGACCAUCGAAAAUCGUCAACUUUGAUUUAUUUCACUGCGGAUCAAUGGAUUGACUUGAAAUUCCAAGCAAAAAGAUGAGAUUCGUGCAGCGCGGACUUCUCCAGAGUGGGCGUUUGUGGGCAUUCGCUAAGACUGUAGAAUGUACUUCCAAUUGCCACUUCCUGGUUUACUCGAGGUCAUGCCAGGGUCGCGCCACAUCUUAGAAAUCAGAAUUUGGACUCCUCGUCUGAAUCUAUUCGCACUGGAAGCUUUAUUCUAAACAAACGAAAAAGCAAGUAGUUAAUCGUACGAUUUAGAAAAUCUCAUUGUAUAAACAGAAUAGGAUGCAAAAUACUAGUAAAUGUGAUUUAGAAUAUAACGUCUGCGUGAAUAUACAUAGACUAAAGACCAAGUAUCAGCAGCCACAGUUAUUAUAGUGCUUUGGAAAGUGUUAGCUUUAGUGUAGGAGGAGUACACCAACACUAGCCUGUGUUUACACAAUAUCUCGCUGGCUGGGGUUAAUGACCCC
Messenger RNA from Branchiostoma floridae (Florida lancelet), 2395 nucleotides. RefSeq lists its product as uncharacterized. The record is from RefSeq and is a predicted model, not a curated record. The coding region runs from base 111 to 929 and encodes 272 amino acids. Lineage: Eukaryota; Metazoa; Chordata; Leptocardii; Amphioxiformes; Branchiostomatidae. The transcript is spliced from 6 exons.